Neolamprologus brichardi is the source of this 1835-nucleotide messenger RNA. The record is from RefSeq and is a predicted model, not a curated record. NCBI's taxonomy places the organism in Eukaryota, Metazoa, Chordata, Actinopteri, Cichliformes, Cichlidae.
UGGCGUUUAUUUGGCCAUGUGGAGGAGAAGGACCGGAGAAGUUGGUUUUUAGAUGGUUGUCGUCUUAUGUUUUUGCUGCUUCAAAGGAUUGCACGCGAGCGUUUGGCUUCUACUAGCUAACUGCUCUUUUUAAUAGAGUGCGCGAGGCACUUUAAUUAACUUUUUAAUUUAAAAUAAAAGCAAACAGGGGAAGUGACAGCUUUAUGUAACUUUUUAACUUUUUUUCCUCAGGGAGUGUAAAUUACUUUUUUUAAGUGUUAAAAUUCCUUUAAGAAAAUUAAUAAACUUUUCCAGUUUACCUCGCGCCAUGGAGAGGAUCGACGACGGUUACUCGGCAACGCAGGAGUAUCCACAUCCGUUCAUUCACAAAAUGAAGCUGACCAGGGCGCAAAGGAUCCGGGGUUUCAUCCUCGGCAGCAUCCUCUUCCCCAUACGCGUCACCUUGGCGGUCCUUUUCUUCCUCAUAAUGUGGCCCAUCGCCCGGCUGCGAUUGGCCGGCCUGUCCGAGGAGGAGCGCUCCAAACCCGUAGAAGGCUGGCGCCGCUGGUUUUACCACCCAAUCAUCUGGCUGAUGAGCAGAGCUGUGUUCUUCUCUCUGGGUUUCUACUGGGUUAAGGUCAAAGGUCGCAGGGCAAACCUAAAGGAGGCUCCGGUGCUGGUGGUGGCGCCCCACAGCAGCUUUCUGGACAUGCUGGUUUUAUGCCCGGCCCAGCUGGCGACGGUGGUGUCGAGGUCAGAGAACACCAGCCUGCCGGUCAUAGGAGCACUGCUGGAGUUCAACCAGUCUGUGCUGGUGAGCAGGAAGGAUCCAGAGUCGAGAAAAAAAGCUGUCGCUCAACUCAAUGAGAGGUUGACCUCCGACGGCUACUGGCCUCAGAUGCUGAUGUUUCCCGAGGGGACAACGACUAACGGCAGUGCUCUCAUCAAAUUCAAGCCCGGUGCCUUUCUCGCUGGAGUUCCUGUCCAACCUGUGCUGCUGCAUUACCCCAACAAGCUGGAUACUGUUCGCUGGACAUACAAAGGCACAGACUGGGCCCUUGGAGUCCCCGCUACAGACCACGUGAUGGAGGGUGGGGUUCCCGUCAGCAAAGUCGGCGGCCUGUCCCUCCCGCUGGAGUCUCCAGCCAGAGAAACGCUGACGCUGCUGCACAAAAACGGUCUGGGAGCGCAUGAAGUACAGGCAGCUCUGGACAGGAUGAUUGACAGGUGUCGCUCAGGAGCUCAGGGUGCAAAGGUCAGCGCAGAGGAGCUCGCCUCCAUCCUCGGGCUGAGCCACCAGCAGACAGCUGUCCACAUCUGCGGCCUCUACUCCAAGGAUGACUCUGUGGACCUGAGGCACAUCUAUUUUAGUGUCGCACCCCUGACUGGAUGUGUUGACCUGAAGACACUGCUUCACUCAGCUUUCACUUUGUUUAACAGAGAGGGCGGAGGCAGCCUGAGCGAAAGGGAGCUGUCGGACCUGAUGGAGGCGCUGGUGGGCGUCCCUCAGCACAGAAUUGCCGACCUCUACGCCGCCACCUCCGAUCAGAACCGGCUCACUGAAGAGAGUCUGCUGCGGGUGCUGACUGCCCACCCAACCUUUCAGAAAGUGACGAAAGAGUACCUGCAGCCCGAGGAGGCUGCAGGUACUCUAUCCAACAGGAGGUCUGUGAACAAUAACGGAUCAGUUUACAACAACAGCAAGAAGUCAGAAUGAGGACCUCGUAGUGGAUUAUUUUAGGGGGGGGGGGGCAGAUUGAACCGAAAUACUGGACAGAAGAUUGUAGACAUGUGAGGCGUGAUGUGAAGUAUUUAUAACAAUGUAUAAACCAAAUGGUGUGACUAAAUGAUACUAC